CACUGAAUCUGAGACGAACAGUGGGGAGGUCAGGUAUAAAUCUUCAGCUAAACCUUUGACACUUUUUUCACCUCUGCACUUUGGAUUUUCCCUUAGUCAUCAUAGUCACUUUUAAAGCAGACAAAGAAAACAAAGAAACCAGUCACAUAAAGGCUUUUCCCACCACCAAACUGACAUCUUCUAGUUUGUUGUGUAGAAACAUGUAACAAAAAUAAUCUGAACUGAAACUAAUUCCUGAAGGUUAAUCUUAGACAGUUACAAGUAUAGAACUGACCUCACAUGAGUGAAUUUCAUGAUGAUUUAUUUACACUUUACUUGACUCCACUAAAAUAUCAAAUUCAGUUUUAAUUAUUAAUUCUGAUCAUACCGGUAAUUGUAUUCUCUGCUGUCUGUUAUCUGCCAGUGACAGAUCUCCAGCAAAACAAUCUUCUGACCAAGUAGGUGUUGCACUCAUAAUGUUCAAUGGCCUGAAUGAUGAAAAAGCCAAAUCUCAUCAGACCAGCCAUCCACAGCCACAAGCAGAAGUUUCAUCUUCCAAUCAGCACUGGUCAGAGAGGAACUCUACAAUCCAAAACCAUGUUUCCAAUCCUAACAACCUCUUAAAGACCCCAAAUCAAGAGACUGAUGUAGCAUCUACAACACACUUGGGCCUAGUUUCCAUCCCAGUGUUGUAUUCAAAUUCUGUUGACAUGUUGUGUCCAAUACACCCACCAUCUAACUUAAACUAUCCAUUAACUCACAUGCUGGUACCUACAACAUAUAAUGCUUCAACAAUAAACCAAGUGGCAUCAUCUUACACUUAUAAUUAUAGCCUGUCAGAUGCACAAAAGCCAAAAGACCAAUUCCUUGAUACAGUAUUUUUGCCAGCCUGCAUGCCCCAUUCUUUGCUUGAGCCAAAUCCUGGAGAUACCCAGGUUCCAGCAUCCUGUUUGCCGGUUUUUAGCAUUUUACCUGCCCAAACUGCACUACUAAACUCCUCAUAUGGCAGCAGUUUAGUUCAAAACCAGCCAUCAGAGACUUUUUCUGAUCCAGCUCCUGACCAUAGACCAUCUGCUUCAGAUAAUACUCUCAGUGCUCCACCAAGUGUUCAGCUGCUCACUGGUAAAAGCAGUUCCCCUUUGGCACCACUAGAGGACGACACCAACUCAGAAAAUGUUGAGUUCAGUAACUGUCUGACUGGACAUGAUGGAAUUGACCAUAGAAUAAAUAACUCCUCUCCUGAGUGUCGAAAGACAGAGCAGUUUGAAAUUUCACCUCAGCACAGUUCUCAAGCCCAGCUCAACACUUGUCUCUCACAUAUAUCAGCGCGUCAUCCUGUUCACUCUACCAAACCUGUCAGCAGAGUGCUUCUGUCAAACCCUCUGGACUUCCUGCCCAGAGCAGCCCCUUGCCCCCCUCCCCUCACCUCCAGCGCCCCCAGACAGCCUGAACAUUCACAACACAUGUGCAAUGCGUGUUGUAAUCCAGUGCAUGAAAGAAAUGCGUAUCAAAGCAAUCGUUGGCCUCCUGAGAAGCAGGCAGUGUCUCAGUCCUUACUGGAUGCUCUGCUCAUCUCUCCUGUCAAACAAGCGUCACUGCAGUGCUUGAAGAAGAAGAAGAAGAAACAGCAUAGUGUCAGUGAGCUGCAACUGCCAAAGAACAAACGGGUGUCUUGGCAUCAAUCUGCCACAGAAGAAGGGGACCUUUUCUUAUCCUCUCCUGUCAAUGCUGUCUAUAUCUUUAGUGAUGAGAGUGAGGAACCUCUACUCAACACCCACGAGUCUGCAGUUGUCAAGACUAUGACCAAAGGACCUGCUACAGCUCAAGGUCGUCAUCCUCAGACCGGUUUAAUCACUCCCUCUUUUGGUAUGAAGGGUAAUGGCAGCGCCAGCGUCCCACUGGGUCCCACCCCAGCUCGACCUGUCCCUCAGCCCCACCCUAAAGAUGAAGACACCCUGGUCCAGAUGGCAGAACAUAUUCCUGCUGGGACUCGUACACCGAUGUGUGCCCACUGCAACAUGGUCAUCAGAGGGCCGUUUUUGGUAGCGAUGGGAAAAUCGUGGCAUAAGGAGGAAUUUAACUGCGCUCACUGCCGCACAUCGCUAGCAGAUGUUGGCUUUGUGGAGGAACAAGGAUCUGUCCACUGUGAACACUGCUACGAAGAGUUCUUCGCUCCAACGUGCAGCCGCUGCCAGACCAAGAUACUGGGGGAGGUGAUAAAUGCCCUCAAACAGACGUGGCAUGUCUACUGCUUCCUGUGUGCUCGCUGUCAGCAGCCAAUCAGAAACAAUACCUUCCACCUGGAGGAUGGAGAACCAUACUGUGAACGAGACUUUUACAGUUUGUUUGGGACUGGCUGCCAUGGCUGUGAGUUCCCCAUCGAGGCUGGAGACAAAUUCCUGGAGGCCCUUGGUUACACCUGGCACGACACCUGCUUUGUUUGUGCUGUGUGCUGUACCACGCUGGAAGGCCAGACAUUCUUCUCCAAGAAGGACAAACCUCUUUGCAAGAAACAUGCCCACACGCUGAAGAUAUGAAGCUUGGACUCUUCUCAUGCUUUAUUAGCCAUAUGCUCUCUCUUGAAAGGGACUCUUCCUGAAAUAAUAGUUAGUUCGUGCAACAAUACAACUCCAGCAAUUCUUAUUGUUACAUAGUGGUGGUUCCUCCUGAGAAAAGAAGCGAUAAAUCUUGCAGUUAAGAGUGAUAGUUCUCAGUUUUGAUCAGUUUAUUUGGAUUUUAUGUCCUCAUGCAUCAAACAUAAGACACUUUUACGGCCAAAUGGUGCAGUAUAUCUGUACUACCAGCGUUUUCUAUAUACACAGGACUGUCAUGAUGAUCUUUAUUUCUUCAUCCGGAAUUUAAUAUUAAGCUUCUAAAAAGCAUGUGUGGUGAGUCUGUCACAUUCUCUGGUCUACCCUGUUAAAUUACACGCACCAUUACUCAUGACUAAUUAUCAUUAGACAAUCCCAGAGAUGUGUGAAAAUAUAUAUUCAUACUCAUACUAUAUAAAUGCAAUGGGAGAGGAGGAUAUUUGUAAAUACUCUAAUAAGUGGGCGUUUAUAUUUGUUAGUGUUAAUGUGUGGUAAUCUGACCAGACACUUUCAGGAGUUCUAAAGAAUAUUGAUUUUCCUGUGCCAGACUUCGUUAUACUUUAUUGUUGCAUUCUUUGUUGUCCAUAUAUGCCAAAAAUCAUUUCACAAUCUGCUAUUAAAAUAUCACAACAUGCAUUAAAAAAAUGCAAAAUACACCUGUAUUACAUUCAUGAAUAUAGGUUGGGCUGAAUGUAUGUGGUAAUAACUGAAGCUGCUUCUGAUAUGAUUAGUUGAACUUUUUAAAUUUUUUUUUAAAAAGAAUUUCAUUUUAAUUUUAAAUGAAUUUUCUUUUCUUUGGCUUUUGCUGUGUGAAGUUGGUUACAUCUGACAAAAUACACUGACAUUUACAUAUAUGAAUUUAAAACAGUAAGGCACUUGAGAAAAAUAGACAACAGAAAGUGGUCUUUAGUACUAGGCCCGUAAUGUAAUAAUAAUAAUAAUAAUAAUAAUAAUAAUAAUAAUAAUAAUAAUAAUAAUAAUAAUAAUAAUAAUAAUAAUAAUAAUAAUAAUACAUAAAAUCAAUUUAACAAUUUAUAUAUACAGCAUAUCACUGCAUAGCACUGGUGGAAAUCUAUUUUCAGUAUUUAGUUCCAUAUAGUUUAAUAAAUCGAAUUUCUAUUUUUAUUUAUUUUACCUCAAACACAAUUUUUUUUUUUUUUUUUUUUUUUAAAUAGAUUUUUGCUUUAAUGUCUGGUUGAUUCAGUCCUCCAAGUGCAUCAUUUAAGUGUGUCUGGCCUACAGGGAAAUAAUUUGUGUAGUAAACUAUAUUUUAUUUUGUUUAGAGGAAGGAGGAAUAUGAUUUGAUGAUAUGUAUUUAAUUAUUAGUAUUUUGGUAACUGGGCUUGUAAUUUUUAAGGGUUGGAUGGAAGGUAAUUUCUUCUUCUUUCUUUUUUUUGUAUCUCACUCGACUGUCCACAAUUUGGUGAUAUUUACUUUUCAUUAUUUCUAAUGGAUACAUAUGGUCUUUUAAUAUGUUCUCCAAACUCUAACACAAAGGGCAAUAAAGCUCACUCUUACAUCAUUUUCUCAUAAUUAUCAUGGAAAUAGCUGUGUUUCUAUAGUUUGGGAUAAAAGGGGGUAAGUAUAGAGUAAAAUGGUAAACAAACAUGGUAAUUAAUGUUUAAUUUUCACUACAAAACUCCAGUUGGAACUGUUAAAAUUUACCUGAGUUGUUUAAUAAAUAUUGUGCUUUUAAACCCCCCAAGAGAAA
Messenger RNA from Amphiprion ocellaris (clown anemonefish), 4281 nucleotides. RefSeq names its product PDZ and LIM domain 5a (gene pdlim5a). The transcript is spliced from 12 exons. The record is from RefSeq and is a predicted model, not a curated record. Gene Ontology annotation, biological process: actin cytoskeleton organization; muscle structure development; heart development. Gene Ontology annotation, molecular function: muscle alpha-actinin binding; actin binding. Gene Ontology annotation, cellular component: filamentous actin; stress fiber; Z disc. Lineage: Eukaryota; Metazoa; Chordata; Actinopteri; Pomacentridae. The coding region runs from base 456 to 2516 and encodes 686 amino acids.